CCACUGUGCUGGGGAUGAGGGGCGGGGCCUCGAGCAGGAAGCGGCCUGGAAGGAGGAGCUGACGCCGCGGACUGUGGGCGCUCGGAGGGUCGCGGCCCGAGGGUGGGGCCGAUGUGGGGCUGGGAGACUUCCAGGGAGUGGCGGCUCGUGGGCGAGGCCUGGAGGCGGCGUUGGUGGGUGCGUGGUGGCGAGGCGUGGCGCGGAGGUGCGGUUGGUCAGUUGGUGGUGAGCGUGGCCAGGCCAUGGCCCUGCCGCUGUGCCUGCAGCUGAAGGCCGCGCUGGCCCGCAGCUGCCUGCAAUGCCAUGGCAACUUCUUGGCGUUCUUCACCCGCCAUCACAUGAACCUCAACUCCUGGUAGGGGGACGACAUCCCCGUGUCGGUGCUGCUCACCGACCGGAGCCAGGACAUAAUGAAGGCGCUGCACUUGGCCAUCCCAUCCCCGCGAUCGGUGCCCCGGGAAAAGCUGAAUCAAGUGGCAAACACCGUGUACCAGUAGCUGGAUCAGCUGUACCAGGGGAAGAUGUAUUUCCCAGGGAUUUCCCCUAAGGAGCUUCACACCAUCUUCUGGGGGCGGGUGCACCUCAUCCGGAAUGCCACCAACCUAGGAGGAACCCCCACUCCCAUGAUGGAUGUACCCCAGUGGAGGGACCUGGGGGUCAUGGGGUUAACCAGGGCCCAGUCGUGUCUUUCAGACAGGGCACCAGCACAAGGUGAGCUCCCCCUCUCCAAAGCCCUGGCCAGGUGGGAGUUGGGUGGGGACAAAACUUUGAGGGUCUGUCUGCAGCCCUGUCACAUGCCCCACAUGGGAGGCGAGGCCCAGGCCCCUAGCAAACACCUACCAGUUAGGUUGAAGUGGGAUGGGAGAGGACGUACUGAGGCACCUGUUUCUCUCUGCAGCCUGAUAUCACCAAGCUUCGUGGGUCUGGAGCCCCCACACCCCAUCACCCUGACACUGGACAAUGCUUCUUCUGAGUGCUGACACAGCGCCGAUAGCCAUCGGGCCCACCGGACCCACCCCAGCUGCAGUGUGGGGCUGGGACUCAGCUGGGCUGUCCCAGCCUGACUCUGGAGCAGGCUUGCAGCUCUCUGGGGGUCCCUGCACAAGCCCAUCAGAG
Myotis daubentonii (Daubenton's bat) is the source of this 1116-nucleotide messenger RNA. RefSeq names its product IZUMO family member 4 (gene IZUMO4). Lineage: Eukaryota; Metazoa; Chordata; Mammalia; Chiroptera; Vespertilionidae. Gene Ontology annotation, cellular component: nucleus. The record is from RefSeq and is a predicted model, not a curated record.